AUGCAUGCAAGCAUCGGCGGUCGCCCUGUUCUUUUGGCUGAUCGCGACAUUGGAAUACCAAGGCCAAUCUCCCACACCCGAGGGGCUUUCGGCGUGUGGCUUGCCAUAUCAGACUUGCUUGCAACGGUCAUAUCAUAUUAUAGACCCUGUGCUGUAAUUACCAGUGGAUGGGAGGACGGAUUUCCGGCCUUUGAGGACAUUGUAGGAGAUGACGCACAUGGGGAUUUGGACUUUUCAACACUUGGGAUUCUGGAGUUAUACUAUCACUGUGUUGCUAUCUUGUCCUGUCGGUACAAAUUGACGGAUAGCCUCGACGGCACCAAGGUUUCUUCCAUUCGGCAGGGCCUUGCGGCAGUUCGGAUUCACUCUAUUGUUGCCUCAGAAUGUGCAGGCAGGUUACCGCCCCUUCCCAUAGUCCCUUACGCGAUAUCCCUGUCAAUGGGUGUCUCCUACCGGCAGCUUCGCUCGAGCAAGCUGAUUACCCAUUUCAAUCGAGCCAAGGCCAGCUUGGAGGCAUGCUGCUAUUUGCUCGAGGAUCUCAGUCCUGGCUGGUCUUCUGCCGAAGCAAUGGCACGCCUUGGCCGGAAAGCUUUAAAACAUAUUGACCGCGAGCACCUGCAAUAUGCUCAACCGAAGACGGUCUCACUAUCCCAGCCUCACGUACAUACAGGUCCGCCGGAGCCUAUCGAUCUCUCCAAUAACAAUGAAGCCGUGUCAGAGCUGGGCGAUCAUGGAGAUGAUUCCGGUAUGUCAGUCGUGGAUCUUGCUCCUGAUAUAUCUAUGGAAAGCCCUCUUCCACCCAUGAAUGAUAUUGAUGCUUCAAUGCAUGGGUUUGCCGACAUUGAUAAUUUGUUUGGGGAAUUUUUGGACCUGUCUCUCCCAACGAACUUUUGGGAUCCCAUAUUUGUAGAGACUGAACCAAGCGAUCAAAGGCCGUGA
This is a messenger RNA of Penicillium longicatenatum, 939 nucleotides long. RefSeq names its product fungal specific transcription factor domain-containing protein. The record is from RefSeq and is a predicted model, not a curated record. The coding region runs from base 1 to 939 and encodes 312 amino acids. Lineage: Eukaryota; Fungi; Ascomycota; Eurotiomycetes; Eurotiales; Aspergillaceae. The transcript is spliced from 2 exons.